Molecule: messenger RNA, 2317 nt
Organism: Nymphaea colorata (pocket water lily)
Lineage: Eukaryota; Viridiplantae; Streptophyta; Magnoliopsida; Nymphaeales; Nymphaeaceae
Product: ubiquitin-like-specific protease 1D
Exons: 15
Coding region: 218-1858 (546 amino acids)
Biological process (GO): proteolysis
Molecular function (GO): cysteine-type peptidase activity
Source: RefSeq, a predicted model, not a curated record
UAAGAGAGGGAAAGAGUAAAGACAGAAUCGAACGACCGGGGAGCCAAUCGAGGGGAAGAAGAAGAAGGAGGAGGAGGAGGAGGUGUGCUCUGCAAGGCUCCGGGGGAGGGAGGGAAAUCAAUCUCUCUCUCUCUCUCUCUCUCUCUCUGCAUACGCAGCACAAAAGGAAGAAGCAGAACGAGUUAUUGAGAGGAAAGUAUCGUCUACUGACAGACGAAUGGCGAAGCGGCCUCUCAAUCUCAACUGGAAGGAGUUGGCUCCGAGGAUCAGCGAGGGGGGCCUUAGCGGCGGUAGUAUGGAAUUGGAGGUGGUGAACUCGUCAACGCGGUUCGCUGCCGGGCCGACCUGCGAGAUGGAGCAGAAGGACGGCAGUCCCGAGUUGUUGACGGACCAUCAGCUCGAUGAAAAGAUCCAGAGGGCUCGACAAUUGGUCGAUGGCUUGAACUUGCCCGAUGGAGGGAGGAAACUGCGGAUCAGGCUCAAGUCUCUGGAAGAGGAGAAGGAGAGACGGAGAUUGGAGAAGGAUUCCACUAGCUUUGAGCAUUUCAGACAAACAAAUCACCCAAGAAGCAAAGACUCGUUACUUGUGUCGGCCUCAAGUUCCUCAUCAUCGUCAUUACCGUUCUUUGAUGCAUCUGGGAAAAGAUUUGCAAAGCCAGAUAUUUGUACUGGAAGCUCAGGCAUUGCAUUUGAUGAAGAGCUUUCUCUUCUUAACCCUGCGAAGUUGACAGAACAGAAUCAGUUUUCUGGGAAACCAAAUGAAAGGGAUAGCACUGGAUGGUCUAUGAGUAUGGGGAAUUCAAUGUCAUGCAUCCCAAGUAGAGCCUCCAUUGGUCAAGCUGGAAAUAGGAAGGUUGUUGUGGCAAGCAAUAGUUCUUUAUGUCCUAGUCAUUCUCUUGCUCGAUCAAAGCAAAAUGAUUCAGAUGAUAUGCUUGACAGACGAAGGUCUUUGCGGAUCCAAAACUCACAAAAUUUGGCUAAAAGGAAGGUUGAGACCGUGAUUCUGUUGGAUGAAGAUGAUGUCGAACCUGUAAAUAAAUUAUCUGUUGAGAAGGAGCAAAUUAAGAGGGUUGAAUCUAAAAUAUAUUACCCAUCUAGGAACCAUCCAGAGUGUGUUGAAAUUUGUUACUCCGAUAUGGAUUGCCUUGCUCCUUGUACAUACUUGUCUUCCCCAAUUAUGAAUUUUUAUAUUCAAUACCUUCAGAAGAUGCAAUCUCAGACUGGGAAGGUACGAAAAGAUUACCAGUUUUUCAAUACAUAUUUCUACAAUAAGAUGGAGGAAGCACUGUCGUACAAGGGAAACAAAGAUGAUGAUUCAUUUGUGAAGCUUAGGAGGUGGUGGAAGGGGAUCAAUAUAUUUGAAAAGUCAUUCAUAUUUCUGCCCAUACAUUCGGAUGAACACUGGAGUUUGGUGAUUAUUUGCAUCCCAACAAAGGAAGAUGAACAAGGGCCCAUUAUACUUCAUCUGGAUUCACUAGGACUUCAUGAUAGCAGUCUAAUCUUUUGGAACAUUGAAAGAUACCUGGAAAAGGAAUGGGAGCACUUGAAGGAUGGAUUGUCUCUUCCAAAUUUUCCCAUCUCCUAUAGAGUUUGGAGGCAGCUUCCUUCCAAGAUAAAGUGCAGGGUAAUAGAGGUCCCUCAGCAGAACAACCCUUAUGAUUGUGGCCUCUUUGUACUUUACUUUAUUCAAAGAUUCAUAGAAGAUGCACCUGAAAGAGUUAGGAUGAAAGAUCUAGCUAUGUUUGGUAGGAAGUGGUUCGAGCCUGAAGAGGCCUCUGGACUGCGAGAGCAUUUGAAACGAUUGCUUCAGAAUGAAUUUGAAGGUGCUGGACUUGUGGCUUGUGAUGAAUCACCUUAAAAGGGUGCGGUGUUUUUUGUUAUCAGGAGGAAGACAUGUACAGAAGAUGUAGCAGUUGUUGUCUGCUUCGACUUGCUCACAUUCAUGUAGCAUAUUCCUGCCAUGACUCAUUCCAAGCGGUGUAAUGGACAUCGUGGGAGUUGGGAGUCUUGUGACAUUAUGCGGGCAGUAGAUCUCAGUGAACUGAAAUUUUGAAAAGAAGUAUGCCACCUGUAUGCGUUAAGAACAAAAUCUGAUCCCAUUGGUUUGGCGUGAAAGGCUGAAAUUGAAUUAGAAAUUGAAUCAGACUUGGUUUUACACAGCCGGACUUGAAGUUGAGUUCGGGUUCUCUGUUUUUUCUUCUCUUUGUUAAUAGUCAUUGAUCAGAUAAGGUGUACAUGUACUUUGUAAUCUUGAAUAGUUAUGAUUGUAAAAUCUAAAUUCUGAUGAAUAUUUGGAACACACUGAUGUUUAUGUCUU